CCGGCCUCUCGUUGAAAGUCCCCGUUAUUUUCCAGUUGAAAAUGGUUAUGAAAACGAUAACUAUUCUAGUAUUUUUGUUGACAUGCUCCCAGAAAAAUGCAGAUGCUGUCAACCGACCCAGGGGUGUUGAAAUAUCUAAAAUGUCCUUCUAUGCUGGCGAAAAGUUUACCUGCCUUGAUGGGUCAGCGACACUGUCAAUGGACUGGGUGAAUGAUGACUAUUGUGACUGUAGAGACGGCUCUGAUGAACCAGGUACAUCUGCCUGUCCAAAUGGCCAGUUCAACUGUAAAAAUGUUGGCUUCAAGUCCUUUUAUAUCCCAUCAUCAAGAGUGAAUGAUGGAAUUUGCGAUUGCUGUGAUGGCUCAGAUGAAUUCAGUGGAUUGACUCUUUGUGAAAACACAUGCGAUGAAAUGGGCCGAGCGUCGCGUGAGGAAGAAGAGCGGAAUCGCCUCCUUUUGACGGAGGGUUUCAAAGUGUUUGAGGAGUAUUCUAAACAGGGCAAUACAGCGCAGGAUGAAGCCAGAAAUAAUAUAGAAACAUUAGAAAAAGAAAGGAUGGAAUUAGAGUCCAAGCUUGAAGAAGUUAAAAAGGCAAAGGAGGAGGCUGAGACUCCUGAAAUCGAAGCAAAAGAAAAACAUAGGAAAGCUUGGGAUGAUUUAAAGGCGGAGAGAGAAGCUGAGUUGGAGAAAAUCCGAGCAAGCACUGCAUUCCAGGAAAUCGACACAAAUGGUGAUAGCCUAGUAUCUCUCGAUGAAAUGAAGACACAUUUAGAAUUUGAUAUUAGCGGUGAUGGUGUAGUGAAUGAAGAGGAAGCGAAGGAAUACCUUGAAGAAAAUGACCAAGUCGACAUGACAACAUUCCAGGAAAAGGUGUGGCCAAGUAUCAAACAGAUUUACCAGAAGCCUGGCAGUAAGGAGUCAGAGGAGAAUGUAGAGGUUAAGACCCCCCCUCCUGAAACCACCCACAUCCCAACUGGUCCGUUCGAUGUUCCUCCCGCGGAUCACGAAAAGCGUGAUGAUUAUCAUGACGAUGAUGAUGACGAUGAGGAUGACUUCGACCAUCCAGAUACACAUCCCGAGAUGAAAGAAGAGAAGGAAGAAGAAAAACCGACGCCCGACGAAGAGAGACCCGAAGAUCAAAUGCCAGAUUAUGACGAGGCAACAAAGGCUUUAAUAGAAGCUGCCGAUAAGGCUAGAUCAGAUUAUGAUGAAGUCAACAAUAGAGUCGACGAGAUCAAGCGAGAAUUAGAGGGCAUAGAGAAGUUACUGAAGUCAGAUUUUGGGCCGAAAAAUCAAUUUUAUCCGCUGAAAGGGCAAUGUUUUGAAUAUACAGAUAGAGAAUAUAUCUACAAGUUAUGUCCAUACGAUCGUACAUCCCAGCGAUCUAAAAAUGGGGGUGGCGAGACUAGCCUCGGUUCCUGGGGAGAAUGGGCUGGUCCAGAAAACGACAAAUAUAUUAAACAAAAAUAUACCGGCGGCCAGAACUGCUGGAAUGGGCCUGACAGGUCCGUGGUGGUUUCAUUCCACUGUGGUUUAGUGAACGAAGUGGUCAGUGCGUCCGAGCCAAAUCGGUGCGAAUACGCCUUUGAUUUCAAUACUCCAGCCUCGUGUGACAAAGUCGCGCAACCAGAACAAAAGGACCCGGCGCAUGACGAAUUAUGAGGAUAGCUAUGCAAAUUAAAUAAUAUCAAGUUACGUCAUUGUCAUUUUGUGAUUAGCCCUUCUCAUGCGGAUUUGAUUUUGAUUGCCUAAAAAAAAUUACACAAGCCAGUGAAAAAUCCAAAUGAUGUGAUUGUGAACGCACAUGGUGCCACCUAUACUUAAGAAUCAAUGUGAAACUGCAAUCAUGAUUUGUCGAUCACCAGUUGGGAGAAAUCGGGUUGGGUGAAUAAGGUUUGCCAGCCACAUGGAAAGGGUAUGGUAUUUCUAUACAUUUCAUUUUGUGAUUGACAUCAGCAACUUUUCCGUAUUCCGAUACAUCUCGCAGUCAUUUGUGCACCGACAUCCAACUGUUUUGUGUGUUUUUUGUAGAAACUAACUGAAACUUUCACCUGUGUAAGAUUUUUGCGAUCCUGGAUCCAAUUUAUAGAAACAAAUAACCAAUUAGAUGAAAGGAAAAGUCCUAUCAUACUUUCUGUCCAUGUAAACUCAAUACUUUUCUGAAACAGGUUGCGGUCGUGGCCAGGUGAAUGGGUAUGACCCAAUAGGGGGUCAAUUGUAACUAGUUCUCAAGCAUUGCAUUACAUGCUCGCCAUGGAACUCCCCUUUCUGGAAAAUGGUUUGUCCCGUCUGGAGUUAUCCCUUUAAGGUCAUUGCCCUUUUCAAAAUGACGCUUGGUGAUUUACCAUGUCUAAAAUAUUUCGUUGACAAGUUUAUAACAGACUAUUUACACUCAUUCAGGAGAUGUCCAAGGAAUGACUGCUCCCCCUCUUAAAAUCGUAAUCGGACCUGCUCAAAAAAGAUGAGUUUGGUCUAUUUUUUUCCCGUCAAAUACGUCUGCUUUUAGAGAAUUGUGAUUGUGCCAGUUUUUCAAUGAAGUGUUGGGUUUAACUAAAUCAGUGUUCCUGGGAAAGGCCACCGCUCAAUAAACUUGCUGCUGAGAGUAUUUGAGAAGGCAAUAGAACCUCCUUUGAGGACCCCUGGAGGCAUUCAAAUCUUCUACUCUAAAACCACCAACAUUUUCCAAUCGUCCUAUCGGGGAAAAUUUAUGAGAAAAAAAUGAUAUUUUCACGAUUUUUAGUCCAGCGGAUCCCAAAAUUUCGAUUGGUUUUUCCAGUGAAAACUACUUUAAUCUUAUGAUGAUUGUUGAAGGAAAUUAUACCUCGCUGUCUGUGUGGGUUGUCUCACCAAAACCGUGAGACAAUCAAUACCGACAGUGAGAUAUAAAUUUCUGUUAUAAAGCUUUGUGUUAGAUGAUAAAUUAUGUGGUUUUAAAUGGUUUUUGACUACUUCCAUAUUUUGUACCAACCCAAGCGGUUAUGGUUGCCUGAAGGGGUCUAAAAGGGGUCUAAUGGGGGUCUAAUAGGGCUCUACAAUCAGAGGUUCUAUGUACUUGCUUGUAUUUCUUUUAGCACGUUUAGUGCAUUUGUACCGUCAAAUAUUCGCACAUGGUAGAUUUACCCGAUUUGCAAAAAUGAAAAUCGUAAAAGCUUGUGUUUCAUUGGAAAAAUAAGAAGAAAAAUCUGUAGUUUGUAAAGUUAAAAAUUGUGAAAAAUGUAAUUUUUUUGGAAUUUUUGCAAUUCACAAAAUAGUAAGGUGCGAAAAUUUGGCGGUUAAAAGUACAGUGCAAUCUUGCAUAUGAAAUGAUACAUGUACUAUAGGAAACUUCUUUUAAUUCUUUCGAGUUGGAAAGAAUUUUUCUUUUUGCUAAAAACGUCCAGGUAAUCUAAAUGUUGCAUGGGAAUUUUUCUCCAUGUCUUAAUUAUUCUUUUUGACAUACCUACAUCUGAUGAAAAAAACUCUUGUCGGUAAGAAAUAAAAUCCUGUUUUAACAGAUUAUUUUCAGACUCUGAUGAUAAACAUGGAAUUGUGUUUAUCAUCAGUUGAUAAACUUGGAAUCAUAUUUAUCAUCAGUUGAUAAACAUGAUUCCGUGAUAAACAUGGAAUUGUGUUUAUCAUCAGUUGAUAAACAUGGAAUCAUAUUUAUCAUCAGUUAUCAUAAGUUGAUAAACAUGAUUCCAUGUUUAAAAGAAGAAAAAAAUUUAUAAAAAAAGUUGAUAAACAUGGAAUCACAUACAUGUAUCCUUUGACUUAUAACUGUAUCAUUCCUAAGCAUCGAAGUCGUCAAUCUUAAUCUAUGUCAUUUAUGUACGUAUCGAUCUUUUGCAUUUUCGUUUUUUUUAGUAUUAUAGAACUAGAAGUAUUACCAGUAGCUUUUUCUUUGACUUCCAUUGGACUUUUUUCAAGACGUUUUCGGAAUGUCUGUGUUUUCAGUGGUUCAUUGUACCCCAAAGCGCUUAUACAAUGAGCGAUUUCUGUCAAAGCAACGUACAUAUUGCCGUAACAACACUACUAUUUGACCAAUAGGUGGUCGCCUUCUGAUCACGGCAUGUUUUGUCAUUGCUGAACGGUAAGUCGCAGCGAUGGGGGUCGUUUGUUAGCAAAGCACUUUACAUCAACUUUGCAACAUAAAUCUGCAACAUUGCAACAUGAAGAUACAAUUGUAAUGCCACCUUUUCAAUGUAUGCAAAUCGAUUGUUGCUAGUCAUAGAAUUUGCUCCAUUUGUUGUUCGAAAGGUGUGUUUCACUGAGUUCAAGGUGUUCAAUUGUGUGUUUUUUGGGUGGAACUUGCUGUCAAGUAUUACAGGCCAGGUCUAUUUGCGAACUUCUGGAAGUAGUGGUCCUCUGAAAAUGCUAUAUUUCGCUGUACCAGUCAUAAAUCAAUACAAAUUAAUUUACAACACCACCUGUGAAGUGGCAAGAGGGUGUGGCGUGUAACUGCAAAAAGACAGAGAUGCAAAAAUCUGCCGUGAACUGCCAAUUUUUGUGGAUUUCCCAAGUAACCAACGGUAUAUAAAUACGUUGGAAAAGAAAAAUGCAAACAAAGAUUUCAUUGGAAAAACAGGAAAGAAAAUUGUGAUUCACCAAAAUGAAAAAAUGUUGCCAGAUUAAAAUUCUAUACAUGUACAUGUGUUAGCAGAUGGAUUUGGCCUUUUAGAAACACAACACUUUGUUUUGACUGUGUGCUAUAAAUGAUUGCUUCAAACAUUUCCGAAUUGUACAAUCAUAUUUUUAUGUGCUGUGUGUUGACUGAUUAAUCUGUACUUAAAAUUAUCGGCAUUUCAGUGCUGAUAGAUUACAAUUUUUCAUCUUUUUCAUCUUGGUUUGUGGAUGGACCCGUGACCCAGUGUAUUGAAUUGGUUUCACCUUAAAUAACCAUUUUGUAAAUAUCACCAGGCCUUGAAUUUUGUUUUUGAGACAAGACCACAAUUGAUUUUUUAAGCCUUUUAGCAGUUAAAUUAUCAAUGUUUGACCGCGACGCAUCAAAUACUGCGUGGGGUUGUGAAUCUGAAAUUUAGAUUAUGUUAUUCCGGACGGUCGGGCAAGUAAAUGGUGAAAAAUAAACUAGUAGUUGACCACGGAAAUUUUUUGAUAAUCGACAAAUUAGACAGACUUUGAUACUUCCACUCUUUUCAGCCAACUGGCAGAAAAAACUCAAAACACGCCCCCUAUUACCCAAAUAGCAAAAUUCGAGAUUAAUUUUUUCAUCAAAUAAUUUCUUUAUAUCUGUAGACUUGCCACAACAAAUAUGUUUUCAAUACCUCUCCAAAUAUGUACUUGAGAGUUAAAAACAUGCACUCGUCUAAUUGAUAGGCCUCGACCCUCCAACCUAUGAAUAUUCAUUAGUGGUCUUGUCUCUUUUCGACUUGACCCUCUAUAAAAGUAGUGUCUGGUGAAGCCAGUGCAGUGUUGUGUCUGGUGAUUUUGCAGAUAUUUGUAUCAAGGUUAUCCAUUUUGAAGUGAACAGAUUAUACAAUGAGAUUAUGCUUGCACUUUCAGCGCGAUCUGGUGUAGAUCUUUAUAACUUUUUCGGCCAAAAAUACCCCUCGCAUCAGUUGCUCAUUCGUUCUCUGAAGCUUCAACGUUAGCAACACAAGCGCCAUCCUCAGGGUGAUGAAGGAACUGACUCAUAUUUCCCCUUAACACCAGUUGUAAAGCGAUUCUGACCGCAGGAUUUUUGAGAGGGGGUGGGGGUGGGGCGGGGU
Messenger RNA from Lineus longissimus, 5704 nucleotides. Its product is annotated as glucosidase 2 subunit beta-like. Gene Ontology annotation, biological process: N-glycan processing. NCBI's taxonomy places the organism in Eukaryota, Metazoa, Nemertea, Pilidiophora, Heteronemertea, Lineidae. The transcript has 16 exons. Gene Ontology annotation, molecular function: calcium ion binding; protein binding. The record is from RefSeq and is a predicted model, not a curated record. Gene Ontology annotation, cellular component: glucosidase II complex. The coding region runs from base 42 to 1661 and encodes 539 amino acids.